This is a messenger RNA of Ostertagia ostertagi, 315 nucleotides long. The record is from the annotation of a GenBank genome assembly. NCBI's taxonomy places the organism in Eukaryota, Metazoa, Nematoda, Chromadorea, Rhabditida, Trichostrongylidae.
AUGGACCAGCUCCUAGAUUUGGAAGCAUUAAAGCAAUUGACCCCUGAAAAGCAGCAACAAGUCAUUCAAGCAGUCAAACAACAAGCAGCUAUUGCGAACGCACAGAACCUCAUCACGGAUUUGUCAGAUAAAUGCACUCAGAAGUGCAUCACGGCGCCCGGAAGCUCUCUUUCAAACUCUGACAAGCAGUGCUUGCAACGAUGUAUGGACCGCUUCAUGGACUCUUGGAAUCUCGUAUCUCAAACUCUUCAGAAACGUCUUCAAGACGAAUUAGCGUCGAGCGGUGCUUUCCACGGUAGUCCUUCUUUCUCUUAA